Girardinichthys multiradiatus is the source of this 4016-nucleotide messenger RNA. RefSeq names its product protein kinase D1 (gene prkd1). The record is from RefSeq and is a predicted model, not a curated record. The transcript has 21 exons. Lineage: Eukaryota; Metazoa; Chordata; Actinopteri; Cyprinodontiformes; Goodeidae. Gene Ontology annotation, molecular function: ATP binding; protein serine/threonine kinase activity. The coding region runs from base 511 to 3225 and encodes 904 amino acids. Gene Ontology annotation, biological process: protein phosphorylation.
CGAAAUUGUCUCGUACGUGAAACUCCGACUUUCUAAGGUAAAACAGCUAUACUUAAAAAUCAAUAUCUCAGUCCAUCAGCACAGGAGAUUUCCUCUCGUUCUCUCCUUCUCCCCCCUCCUCUUCUCUUUCCCGUUUUGACGUCUAUGACUCUGUCACCCGCCUCACCGGUUUUCAGGCAGCUCUCUGGUCCAGUCAUGUAGCCAUUCUCCGUUCACAUACGCCCUCUGUCUCAUCGUGCCGUAUCUGUGAAUUUUUAGACUACUUAGUUUUACUGUAGUUGAUUAAUUGUGUUUUGUGUCUUAAACUCUUUUUGCGCUUUUCCGACGCGUUUCUGACGCUUUGGUGAAUUCCGUGCGUCAGGGCAUCCCACAAUUUCCACACUUUAAAUCUCUGGUUGCGCUCUCGAGUACCUUCCUUUUAUUAUCCCGGUUGAACGUCGGGCAUCCGUCACCGCCGUGACCUCUUAUUGUUUCUUUGCAAAGUUGGAAACCACAGGGGAUAAGGCUUCCAUGAGUGCUCCUCCGUUGAUCCGGGCGCCCAGCCCGCUGCCGUUUUUGGGAGGAACGAGCAGCCCCAACAGCGAGGGAGGAGGUGGGGAAGGGGGGGACAGUGUGAUCUCCUUCCAGAUCCAAAUAGGCAUGAGCCGGGAGCCGGUGCUACUAGAUAUCUCGGAGCUGAACCUCAGUCAGGUCCGGGAGGUGGCGUGCUCCAUUAUCAACCAGAAGUUGCCAGAGUGUGGAUUCUAUGGGAUGUAUGAAAAGAUUCAGCUGUUUCGUCAUGACCAGACAUCAGACAACAUGCUCCAGCUGCUGCGCUCUGCCUCGCAGAUCCAGGAGGGCGACUUGGUGGAGGCCGUUCUGUCAGCUUCAGCCACAAUGGAGGACUUCCAAAUACGUCCACACAGCCUGUUUGUUCAUUCAUACAGAGCUCCAACUUUCUGCGACCACUGCGGUGAGAUGCUGUGGGGACUUGUACGGCAGGGGCUCAAAUGUGAAGGAUGUGGUCUUAAUUAUCACAAACGCUGUGCGUUUAAAAUCCCCAACAACUGCAGUGGGGUGAGAAGGCGUCGCCUUUCAAAUGUUUCCCUGACAGGAGGAAUAGUUAAUCUGGGCCGCCCCCUCUCAGCUGAACCUUCACCUCCCCAGUAUACAGAUGAUGCUUUACUGUCCCCUGUAAGUCCCAAUUUUGAGAAGAACCAGUUAGAUUAUUACUCUGGCAGGGAGCGACGAGCUAGCACCCAAUCAUACAUUGGACGCCCCAUUGAGCUGGACAAAAUCUUACUGUCAAAGGUCAAGGUCCCCCACACAUUCCUAAUUCACUCAUACACCAGACCAACUGUAUGCCAGCACUGCAAGAAAUUACUGAAAGGCCUCUUCAGACAGGGCCUUCAAUGCAAAGAUUGUAAAUUUAAUUGUCAUAAACGUUGUGCUCUGAAAGUGCCAAACAACUGCCUCGGAGAAGUUUCCAGAAACGGAGACCUUCUGAGCCCUGGAGCAGAGUCAGAUGUGAUGGUAGAGUGUUGUCUUGAUGACCGACGUGGUAGCCUACUUGAUGACAUGGAUGAAGCACUAACUUCAGAAGGGGGAUUGAUGCUGGAGACUGGAUCCGGUGACCUUAGCGACCUGCGUGACCCUGACCUAGAUGAUUCUAACCGUGCCAUCAGCCCAUCCACCAGUAACAACAUUCCGCUGAUGCGAAUUGUUCAGUCUGUCAAACACACCAAAAGGAAGAACAGCAAUGUGAUGAAGGAAGGAUGGAUGGUUCACUAUACCAGCAAGGAUACUCUCAGAAAAAGACAUUACUGGCGGCUGGACAGUAAAUGCAUUACGUUGUUUCAAAACGAUACCGGAAGUAAAUACUACAGGGAGAUUCCUCUUUCAGAGAUCCUGUCUCUGGAGGCAGCUCAGAACUUCUCUCUGCUUCCUGAUGGAGCCAGCCCUCACUGCUUUGAAAUCACGACAGCAUCGUUGGUUUACUAUGUCGGAGAGAAUCUAAUGAGAGGCGAAUCAUCCAUGACUGGCAGUACCAUUUUGGUGAGUGGAGUGGGGCUGGAUGUAGCUCGGAUGUGGGAAAUGGCCAUCCAGCAUGCUCUUAUGCCAGCUGUCUCUACAGGAAUUUGCCACAAUUCCCACCGAAGUGGGCACAAAGAAAUUUCAAUAAGUAUUUCAGUCUCCAACUGCCAGAUCCAAGAGAAUGUGGACAUCAAUUCAGUUUAUCAGAUUUUUCCAGAUGAAGUUCUUGGUUCUGGACAGUUUGGUAUUGUUUAUGGAGGUAAACAUCGGAAGUCUGGUCGAGAUGUUGCCAUCAAGAUAAUUGAUAAACUUCGCUUCCCUACUAAGCAAGAAAGCCAACUGCGCAAUGAGGUGGCAAUCCUGCAGAGUUUGCACCACCCAGGCGUGGUCAACCUGGAGUGCAUGUUUGAGACACCGGAGCGAGUGUUUGUGGUGAUGGAGAAGCUCCAUGGAGACAUGCUUGAGAUGAUCCUUUCCAGUGAGAAAGGUCGGUUGCCAGAGAGAAUCACCAAGUUCCUAGUCACACAGAUUCUAGUGGCUCUGCGUAAUCUCCACUUCAAGAAUAUCGUCCACUGUGAUCUGAAGCCUGAAAAUGUGCUGCUGGCCUCUGCAGACUCUUUUCCACAGGUAAAGCUUUGUGACUUUGGGUUUGCCCGGAUUAUUGGGGAGAAGUCAUUUCGACGCUCAGUGGUUGGCACACCAGCAUACCUUGCUCCUGAAGUCCUGAGAAACAAAGGUUACAACCGUUCUCUGGACAUGUGGUCAGUGGGAGUCAUCAUCUAUGUCAGUCUCAGUGGGACAUUUCCUUUCAAUGAAGAUGAAGAUAUUAAUGAUCAAAUCCAGAAUGCGGCCUUCAUGUAUCCUCCCCACCCAUGGAAGAAAAUCUCCCAGGAAGCAAUCGAUCUGAUCAACAACCUCCUCCAAGUGAAGAUGAGGAAGAGGUACAGUGUGGACAAGACUCUCAGUCACCCCUGGUUACAGGAUUAUCAGAUGUGGCUAGACCUAAGAAAUUUAGAGGGUCGAAUUAGCGAGCGGUACAUCACCCACGAGAGUGAUGACCUACGUUGGCACCAUCAUGCUCAGCUCACCGGCGGUGACUACCCCUCGAAUGUUAUCAAUACCCCUCUCAACGAUGUGGAUCAAGCGAUGGAGCGUUACCACGAGAAGGAGGAGGAGCUGGAGACCCUCAGUGAGAGGGUUAGUGAACUCUGAGGACAGUGUCACAGAGUAAAAUAAACCUGAGGAGUUAUAUAUGAACUUUUCCAGAGGAGCAUUAUUAAACAUUUACAAAUAUUUUUAAAGCAGAUAUUAUCUUUCAUUUCAUUAAAACCUGUUUUUUUCAUAUGAAAACAGCUUAUGUUCACUAAUCUGCACAAUGGCAACACUGACACCUCAAAGCUAGAAGGUUCAAAUGCUGGAGUUUCAAAUGCUGGCUCCCUCCUACAUUCCAACAGCAAAAAAAAUUGCCUUAAGUGCUGUUGCUAAACCUAAGAAUAAGUAUGCCUCUGGUUUUGCCCUUUGAUGGAUUUGUGACCACUCAAAAUUAAAACUGGUUACAUGUAACAUAAAAAGCUAGAUUCCAAUCUGCUGUGACCCUUUAAAAAAGACAGCUCAUAUGAACAAAAGGUCUUCUGAUCAGUUGGGGUAAAACCAAAAGAAAAAUACCCAUUUUUCCAAAUAAUAAAUAUCAGUUAAGGGUAACAAAGUGAGGAAGUUAUAUAUAAGAAAUGUGAAUUAUGUGCCCGUAAAGUCAGAUUGCAAGUUUCUCAACAUACUAGUCAAAAAGUAUUUCCCCCGAGAUUUCUAAUGUUUUGUUUUUUGUUUUUUUUUUGUCACUCUUAAGUGUUUCUUUAAACAGAUUUUAAAUGAUGGCUUAAUGUAUUAAAGGAAAAGAGCUAUCCAAACUGCUUGUAUCCGGGAUCUCGUUCUUUCGGUUAUGACCCAAAGUUCAUGGCCAUAGGUGAGGGUAAGAACGUAGACCAGCCGUUAAAUCAAGAGCUUCG